CCAUUUUUGCGGAAGUCCGGUCUGCGGCUCACUUCGGAGUGUCAACAAAACAAACUGGAGUGAGAUCAAAGUAAACAUGCGCCGAUACUCGAUUAACUGAAGCCCAUUUGAGCUGUCAUGGACUGUUGAAGUUCCCUCAGCGCGGCAGUGAGAUGGAGGAGAUGGAGGAGAUGGAGGAGGAUGUUUCAGAUCUGUUUGAUGAUCAUAAUCAUAAUUCUCACGCUCAUGUUGUGAGUGUGUUUACACCUGCGCAGGUGUGUGUGGAUUCAUCAGACUCUUGCAGUGACACCUGUGAAUCUGACAGCUCACCUGCAGCCGCUUCUAACGGCGCCGCACUGCUGCUCAACUCUGCUUCAAAGUUCCUGAUGAAUGCAAUGACAGCAGAAGACUACAGGACAAUAUACUGGCCAAAACUAGAGCGAGCCAUUGAACAUCUGCUGACUCAAAGCCCCAUGGACCACAUCUCCAUCUCAUAUGAACAGAUCUACAGUCACGUUUAUAAGUGUGUGUGCCAACAACACUCAGAACUGCUCUACAGUGACUUGAUAUGGAAGAUCACAUCUCAUCUAGAACACGUCUCUUCUGAGCUGCAGGCCAGUCCACCUGAAAGUUUAAUUGAAAACUUCAACGUUGCUCUGACGCAGUACACUGCUGCACUACACUGCAUCGUUCCAGUGUUCAUCUAUAUGAAUAAAUUCUACAUUGAGACUAAGCUGAACAGAGACCUGCGGGACGAUCUUAUGAAGCUCUUCUCAGAGCAUGUAGCUGAGAAACACGUCAGCAUAUUACUGCCUCUUCUUAAAAAAGCUCAUUCCAUGCCAUUUCAAGUCAAACCGUCAACUAUGGCGAGUGUUGUGAGAGGCCUUUACACCCUCCGACCAGACUGGGUGGCUCUCGCUCCAGCUCUGUUUUCUAGAUUCAUUCCUCAGAUCGAUCCUCCUGCUCUUGAAUCCCAUCUCCCAUAUUACGCCGCUCAAGACAAGAAACUGCAAACGGAGCUCUCACAGAACGGCUUCUCCAGAGGAGACCAGUCACGAAAGCGAGCGAGCGAAGAAUCGUGACAGUGAAGUGGAUUUUUACACUACUUCAGUUAUGCUGAAAGACUUGAACACAAACACGCCUCCUGAUUUCUUUCUGUGAUUUCCAGUCAAGCUCACCGACAAGCUGCUGGGCUUUAAAGGAAUGGUUCGUCCAAAAAAUGAAAAUCUGUCAUCGUUUGCUCAUCCUUGUGUUGUUCUAAAACGCAUGGCUUUAUCUCCUCUGUGGAGCACAAAAGGAGAUGUUGGAGAGAAUAUACAGUGAAAGGGGACUAGGGCCAUCAAGCGUCAAAAAGCACAAUAAAAUACAAUGAAAGUAGUCCAAACGACACGACUCGUGGACUAUAUUCCAAGUCUCCUAAAGCCAUAUGAAACAUUGAUGGAGGGAACAUUUUUCAAUGCAUAAUGACUUUGGAAAGAGCAGCAUAAAUAUCUCCUUUCAUGCUUGAUGGAAGAUAGAAAAGAAUGAGUGUGAAUAAUGAAUGGACAUAUUUGCAUUUUUGGGUGCACUGUUCCUUUAAGCCCAUGUAAACGUAUCGCUUCACUUCUACAAUCCUUCGGGAAUUCUCUGUUAUUUUGAGAAUUUGCAAAAGCAUUACAAAACUACACCAACAAAAUCAUCACUAUGGCCUUCCUCGUUUCUCAGCGUUUGGAUGGCACACCCAGAUAUACAGGAAAUAGAUCUGUCAAUAUGGCGGUUGCGUCUUUCUGCUCUUUCUGGAUUUCCUUCGCACAAAAACCAUUGUGUCUACAAGCUGAUUUUCCUUUCUGCUCCGAGUCCAUUUUCCUGCCAUGUGGGUUUAAAAUGAAUGGUGUGAUAUCUUGGUAAUGCUCUUUUAAGGUUACAAUAACGUUGGUGCUGGAUCCAGGAUUUCGUAUCGAAUAAUGGACGAGGUAUUCACAUUUAGGGUUCACUAAUGAAGAAAAGAGGUUCAUUUUUCUCAACUUUAGUUAACGCAGUUUUAACCAGUUUUAUUGAACACUCUCAACCGUUGUACCUAAUAAUGACGUGCCUUUGGUCGUUUACCUUUCUUCCUUGCGGUGAAAUUUUAUAUGUUAGUAAAUGAAUCUUGUAACAUGACAACAGCAACUGUGGAUCUGAUUUGAUGACCCGGUAUGCUGCGUUUGGAAGCAAAACUAGUCCUAAUCGAAUCUGGAUUGAGUCUAUCUAGGCAGAUCUAGUCAGAAUACAAAGAGCUGCUAACAAGUUAUCUGGUAUUAAAGAUAUCACUGUAAUACUUCGUAAUGAUGCUCAUCAAUGUAAUAAUAUUUGAAUGUACAUUAUGGACAAAUCUGCUUGUUAAUGACUUGGGAAUAUCGAUUUCAAAAGUGUUACCCAUGAAAGGAAGCACAAAGAAUGAAUUGGCAUAUCAUCAGUGUUACAGAACAGUUCCGGUGUCAUUUUGCUUGUUUAACUAAUGUCAAUCCUUCGAUAUGUGUAAGGCAUAUUCUCUAAAACCUCAUUACAAAACAUGUAUUAAAUGAGUGAAAAUGCCAAACAGAAAAUAAACAUUGAC
Molecule: messenger RNA, 2554 nt
Organism: Xyrauchen texanus (razorback sucker)
Lineage: Eukaryota; Metazoa; Chordata; Actinopteri; Cypriniformes; Catostomidae
Product: CDK2-associated and cullin domain-containing protein 1-like
Exons: 8
Coding region: 153-1061 (302 amino acids)
Biological process (GO): ubiquitin-dependent protein catabolic process
Molecular function (GO): ubiquitin protein ligase binding
Source: RefSeq, a predicted model, not a curated record